AUGUUCGCCCGCGCGAUGCAAACCCGUGCCGCGUCGCGUGCAGUCGCAUCAGCCGCCCGCCGCACGCGACCAACCACCCUCAACGCGCCGACACCACCGGCGGCCAGGGCCGCCCUUCGAAGCUUCUCCAAGACCUCCGAUGCGGCGGCCAAGGGCCCCCAGCCCCGACCGGGCUUCGUGACGCGCAAGCUCCAGAUCCCCGUCGACCCGGCCGUGCCCCGCGAGCCCCUCGGCGAGACCGUCCCCGGCUCGCCCAUCGCCGUCCUCCGCACCGCCACCGGCAUCCGCGAUUGGGCCGCCCUCGCCUGCCGAGGCCGCUCGCCUGACGGCGAUGACCAGGGCCUCGCCCUCGUGCCCACAAUGGGCGCCCUGCACGAGGGCCACCUGCGCCUGAUCCGCGAGGCCGUGCGCCGCGGCCACAACAAGAUCGUCGUGAGCGUCUACGUCAACCCGGCCCAGUUCGGCGUCGCAGAGGACCUCGACAGCUACCCCAAGACAUGGGACGCCGACUGCGCCGCGCUGAGGGCGCUGUACGAGGAGCUGGGCGCCCAACAACCGCAUGGCCUCGAGAUGGCCGUCUUCGCGCCCACCACCCGCGAGAUGUACCCCUCGGGCUUCCCGGGCCAGGAGGUCGACUCGGACGGGAGCUUCGUGACCAUCACGCCCGUGGGCUCGGUGCUCGAGGGCCGGACGCGGCCCACCUUCUUCCGCGGCGUGGCGACCGUGUGCAUGAAGCUGUUCAACAUCGUGCAGCCGUCGCGCGUCUUCUUCGGCCAGAAGGACGUCCAGCAGACCGUCGUCAUCCGCAGGAUGGUCCGCGACUUCUGCAUGCCCCUCGAGCCGGUUGUCGUGCCCACCGUGCGGGACGGCGCCGACGGCCUCGCCCUGAGCAGCCGCAACGUCUACCUCGGCGCGAGGAGGCGCCGCGUCGCGCCCGUGCUGUACCGCGCGCUGAGGGCCGCCGAGGAGGCCUACCUCGCCGGCGGGGCCCUCGAGGCGGGCGAGGUCGUCCCCGCCGCGCUCAAGGUGAUCCUGGACACGCUGGACGCGCAAAAGGACCUGCCGCCCCACGAGGGCGUCCUGUUCCAGCUCGACUACAUAUCGCUGGCUGACCCGGACACGAUGGAGGAGAUCGAAGAGAUCGACCCGUCCAGGGGCGCCAUCCUGAGCGGGGCCAUCAAGAUGCUGCCUGUGUAUGCGCCACAGGAAGGCGAGGACCUGGGUCACAACGACGGGCCACCAGUGAGACUGAUAGACAACAUCAUCUUGCCGCCAAAGGCGUAG
Molecule: messenger RNA, 1284 nt
Organism: Diaporthe citri
Lineage: Eukaryota; Fungi; Ascomycota; Sordariomycetes; Diaporthales; Diaporthaceae
Exons: 1
Coding region: 1-1284 (427 amino acids)
Biological process (GO): pantothenate biosynthetic process
Molecular function (GO): pantoate-beta-alanine ligase activity
Source: RefSeq, a predicted model, not a curated record